Tuber melanosporum (Perigord truffle) is the source of this 2358-nucleotide messenger RNA. RefSeq lists its product as uncharacterized. The record is from RefSeq and is a predicted model, not a curated record. The transcript has 2 exons. Lineage: Eukaryota; Fungi; Ascomycota; Pezizomycetes; Pezizales; Tuberaceae. Gene Ontology annotation, biological process: positive regulation of DNA-templated transcription. Gene Ontology annotation, cellular component: Set1C/COMPASS complex. Bases 185 to 1945 code for a protein of 586 amino acids.
CCUACGAGUACAGCUUUCUGCUGACUGGACUUGUUUCCUCCCAUCUCUCGAAUCUCGUAGGUCUGACCACCCCGUUUCCUUCACUCUCCAUCGCCUCCUCCAUCCUCCACGCUUUUUUUUUUCUUUUCUCACACAGAACUUGAGUGAGUGAGUGAGUGGGCGAGUGAGCGAGCGAGCUUCCGCCAUGUCUUCUCUCCAGGAUUUGCUGAAUCCGGCAUCUUCUGGUCCGUCCUCGCCCGUCUAUGCCCGCAACGCAACUCCUCCUCUCCCAAGGCAGCUCCCACAGACGAACACCCAGGAAGCAGCGAAUACCUUAACGUACUUUGCGAACAUUCGUGAGCACAGGCAACUCAGUCCCCAGUCAAAUGCAGAAGCAGCGCCCCAUGAAUCCUCAGAUACGGAUACUGUAGAAUCGUCGUCUCCGGUUCCUCCAGCGUCUCCUAGAAGGAUACCUGCGGGGUCCCCGCUGCGAAACGUGACGGCGACUACUACGACAAAUGGCUACGGCCACAGUAGCCCGAAUGACAGAGAUGCGAUUGGGGAACGGGAUGAGGACUACGAGAUGGGUAUGGAAGGUGGUGUUGGUGUCAGUCGUGGCGGCGUGAGAGCAGAAUCGGAGAGAGCCUCCUCGGCAAACAUGGAAAUUCUGCGGUCUUCACCACCAGCUACCUCUGCCUCUCCCCCGUCGACGUCUGCUCCCACGCCUGCUGAUACAACAACCGUCAACACACCCGCAGCAGGGACUCCAAUUGCGACCACGACGACCAUGCCACCGAAAUCUAAGAAGAACAAAGUGGCUAAAGCGCCCGCUCCCAGAAAGAAGGGCGUUGCGAAGCUACAGAAAAAAAAGAGAAAAGCAGUAACCGAUGGAGACGAUGAUCUUGAAGACGAAACUACCCCAAAGAAGAGACAGAUUGCGAAAAAGGUCGGGAAAAAGAGGGAGAGCGAGGCUCCCUCUGGAUAUAAUACGGAGACGGAUGACCAAGAUCCAGUUACUCGGGCUACGUCUGUCAAGAGGGAUACUACCCCUCCAUGCCCUCCUUCUCCGUCUAUUCCUCCUUCGCCUUUGGAGAGAUACAAUUCUGCUGGCUUAGAGCUCUACUGCAUCUGCCGUGAGCCUGAUUCUGGAAAGUGGAUGAUUGCUUGCGACGGUGAAUGUGACGACUGGUACCAUGGCCCAAGGUGCACCCACAAAGGCUACGGCCGCACAACCUGGAAGCGCAAAUGCCGCCUAACAACCUGCCGCCGACCAGCAGACGUAUCCAAGCGCCCCCCCUCAAAGUACUGCAACGAUGCCCACGGCGUCGAGUUCUUCGACCUCCAACUCGACCCGGACCGAACCCGGUACACCAGCUCGGAGAUCAAGGCACUGACCUCCGCCGUCACUAGCGCAGCUAGUUUCCGCCGCCUGGGUGACCGCAUGCCAACGCCACCUCUCUCGGACGAGAACUGGAAAGACUACCCCGAGGAAAUCGAACGCCUGGAAAAAAUUGCCCAGGAGAAAGUAGCCCUCAAGAACCGCGCGGAGGCGAACGAAGACCGCGCCCUGUACAUCGACUGGGCCAAAGACCGGGCGAAGCGCGUGCACGAGGAAAUGAAGGCGGACCCGGAUGUCAAGCACACGGGCAAGGAGAUCUGCGGCUUCGAUGAGCGUCUUGCGCUCGACGAGGGCGAGUGGGAAAUCUGGCGCGCCAGUGCCGAGGGCAAUGCAGUCUUCGACAACCACCGCAUCGACGGCCGCGACGUGUGCGUGCGGAAAAAGUGCGAGCGGCACGCUAACUGGCGAUCUAUUUUCGCGGAUGAAUCCCAGUUACAGGGCCGUCUUGUCAGCGAGCGCCUCGUCCAGCUCAAGCACGAAGAGCGCAAGAUUAAGGACCGACAGAAGAAGAGGAGUAUCCGGGAUUCCAGGGAGGGCGUGGUGGAGACCGGGCCUUGGUUAUGUUGAGUCGAGUUGGUUCUUGUCGUUCCUCUGCCGGAUUUCUUGUCUGUGACAUUAAGGGUUCAAUUGUGCGUACAAACAAAAGUGGAUUUUAUUCUUGUUUUUGUUCCUUCCUCCACAAGUAUCAUAUGCGGUAUUACCUUGCCUCACCGUUCUCUCCUUGUCACUUAUUUGCCCUUUUAUUAUUAUUUUUAUCCUCGUCUUCCUUUCUCCUCCUUUUGUCUAUGCGUCUUCGUUCACAAAGUCCGGUAUCGAUUCCAUCUCACGAUGUGCAUGACAUGUCAUGACCUGUUAUGGCUUAUUUCUUUUACUAUCAUCGAUACUUUGGUAUCUUGGGUCUGGGUAACGCUGUUAGUUUGUUCGCCUUAUCACUUGUAGGUUAAUUUACUUGCGGUCGUGAAUGGAGCGUGCUUGUUUUA